This is a messenger RNA of Aspergillus homomorphus CBS 101889, 1459 nucleotides long. RefSeq lists its product as uncharacterized. The transcript has 3 exons. The record is from RefSeq and is a predicted model, not a curated record. Lineage: Eukaryota; Fungi; Ascomycota; Eurotiomycetes; Eurotiales; Aspergillaceae. The coding region runs from base 68 to 1222 and encodes 384 amino acids.
CCAAGUCUCCAUCCGUCUCGUUCCGGGUCUAUCCGCCACAACCACAUCUUGAAUCCCACUCAACACAAUGACAGCAAACUACGACGCCGUUGUCGCCGGCGCCGGCCCGGGAGGCUUGGCCAGCGUUGCGGCACUGCUGGACGCGGGAGCCCAGAGGAUCCUCUGGGUCGAUCCCGAGUGGCGCGGCGGGCGAUUGAACGGGAUGUACCGCGAGAUCUCCUCCAACACUACCGUAGCCAUCUACCUGAAAGCCAUCUACUCAUCGGCCGCCUUCCGGUCGAUCAUCGACUCGACCCCGGCCCCCCACGCCAUCACUCGCCUCGAGGAAAUGGACCAUAACUCCACCUGCCAGCUCAGCAUAGCCGGCGACAUGAUCUGCAUGCUGAUAGACGGGCUGCUCGCGCGGCCGGAGGUCGAGAAACUCGUGGGCAAGGUCGAGGAAGCACGUCUCGAGAACACCACCUGGGCGAUCACCACCACCCCAACAAUCCCCGACCAACCCAUCACAGCCCACCGCCUCAUCCUAAGCACAGGCUCGCACCCAAAGCGCCCAAAUACCCACGAACACCACAACCCUUCCAUGAAAACCCUAGACCUAGACACUUGCAUGCAACGCUCGCGCCUCCCCGCCCUCCUGCCCGCAGAUACCCCCUUAAAAAUCGCCGUAAUCGGCAACUCCCAUUCCGGCAUUCUCGUCGUACGCAACCUCUACGAACUCGCCGAAUCGGGCACCCGCACCCUGAAGAUCCUGAACUUUUACCACCGGCCCAUAAAAUACGCUGUCUAUACAGACGAUGGCAUUAUAUUUGAUAACACGGGUCUGAAGGGCGCGACGGCCGAGUGGGCGAAGACGGUACUUGAGAAGGAUCCUGACCGUAACAUUGUCGAGUCGGUGUGCGUGAGUGAGGAUGAGGAGGCGGUGUUGGCGCGCGAGUUGCCCUCGUGUACGCAUCUGGUUUAUGCGGUGGGGUAUGAGAGGGGGCCUUUGCCUCGGGUGGUGGUGGAUGGGAAGAGGGUGGAGGGGGUGUUGGAGUUUGAUAUGCGGUCUUCUGGGUUCAAAGUUCCUGGGAAAGGGGAGGUGAGGGGGUUGUUUGGGGCGGGCAUUGCGUUUCCUGAAGAGGUUAAGGAUCUGGAGGGGCAUGUUGAGGCUGCUGUUGGGAUGGCGAAGUUUGUGAGCUUUACGCAGAGGGUUAAGGGGCGUUGGAUGGGGUUGGAGGGUUGAUGUCUGGUGUAUGGGUGGUCAGGGGUGCGGCGCGGGAGAUUCUAUGCGAUCUGGUUUAGAAUCUGAUCUCGUGGAAGUUUCGGUUCGAAGAUAAUGGUUUAGAGUUGGGUUGUGUUCAUCUGGUGUGGUCGUGGUCAAGAAAAGUGAAUGGAAGUGCGCAGGCAAUAUCUCGCGACGGCACUUUUAGUUGUAUCGAAUAUCCAGCGCAUAGACGUCAUUUCCAUAGAAAUAUCGAAG